Molecule: messenger RNA, 1104 nt
Organism: Saxophila tyrrhenica
Lineage: Eukaryota; Fungi; Ascomycota; Dothideomycetes; Mycosphaerellales; Extremaceae
Exons: 2
Coding region: 1-1104 (367 amino acids)
Source: RefSeq, a predicted model, not a curated record
AUGCUUACGAUGACAGAAGUCCACCUCCCCUUCUUGAUCAUACAACAGUGUCUCCCUGCGGAAGACGCUGUUAGGAACGUCAACACAACCGCAACAUGCCAGCUUCUCAAAUGGCUUUCAGUUCUCGACGGACAAGAUGACGUCAGCGGACCCGGCAGCACGACUCAGUGGACUCAGACCGUACAGGACACAACAAGUACAGCGUGCUCGAAGAUGACCAGAGCGAUCACAGCACGCCGGCGCAAGCAAGCGGCAAUGAGGCGACAACAACACUACCCGAAGACUACCAAGAACCGUCGAUCAACGCCCCAACCACCGCUGCCCAUGUCAACGGAAUCGAUUCGGGCGUGGCCGGGCCCACAAGGACCAGCAGCCAAAGCCCUGCCGUUCAUCAAGCAACACCGGUUCAUCAGGCGCAACAACAAUGUCAAACAGAACCAGCACUCAAAUACGACAGCAACCCAGGAUGGCGUAGAAACGCGCGCCCACCUGCCGAUUUCGUCUCGCAUCACGACGACCACUCCUGGCGCGAGCACAAUCCAGAGCUACUUGGGAAGAGGUACGAGCAAUCCCGCACGAUACACCUCUCUGCAAGGUCCAAGGACUGAGAGUGGUGAGCUGUACAACGAUCAAGACGUCGGCACGAUCGUCAAGCGGUAUCAUGUCAUGCCGUACAAGGGAGGAAGGCCAGUACCUGCGAGCUGGGAGUUGUUCAAAGACAAAGAUGGUGUGCAGAAGCUCAGGAAAUGGCGCUGCUUCGUGAUUGUUGGGAAGCAGGACGACAAGAUCAUGGAGCGGGCCAUCUACACCAACGGCGGUACCGGCUUGAGGCACGUCUCCGCUGAUCACCACCUCAAGUAUUACAGCCUUCGGCCGCUCGGUGUCAGUCGUACAGACUUCGAGAACCAGGUACCGGAGCAUGACGUCCUGUUCAUCGACUGGAUGAGGGGUGACAGGGCUCGCCAUAUGCUUCGUCCAACUAUGAUUGUCAACUGGAAGGAGGGUCACGAGCGCCCGAUCAACGAAGACGAGCUGCACGUGGUUAGAACAUUUGCGGCGGAAUCGGUGAGAGUGCUGCUCGACAGGAUUGCGCGCAGAUUCUAA